AUGCUCGGACUCUUGGCUUUCGCGCUCUCCUUGAGCAGCACAGCCAUCGCCGCCUCGGAUGGUACGGCCUUGGCACCACGAGAUGCAAUCAUCAAUUCCGUCGAAAUCCGCGCUCUUCCAAACUCACCGAGCGGCAACUAUGCACCCAAGAUAGUUGAUUGUCCCUCGACACGCCCGCAAAUCCGAGAAGCUGGCAAGCUUUCCGACGAGGAAGAAUCUUGGGUUCGUCGUCGCAGAAAUAACACAGUCGACCCCCUCAAAGACUUUCUCUCUCGGGCUAAUAUCUCCGGGUUUGACGCCGAGAAAUACAUCGAGAGAGUCAAGAACAAUGCCACCGCUCUACCGAACAUCGCCAUCGCGGCCUCUGGUGGUGGUUACCGCGCCUUGAUGAACGGCGCAGGCUUCAUUUCGGCUGCCGACUCACGCAAUAACAAGACCGGUCCUAUCAGUGGACUUCUUCAAUCGUCAACGUAUCUUGCCGGUCUUUCCGGUGGUGGUUGGCUCGUGGGCUCCAUUUUUGCCAACAACUUCACCACAAUUCCCGAUCUACAGAAAAGCUCCAAAGUUUGGCGAUUUGAACGCUCCAUAUUUAAAGGUCCCGAGAGUUCCGGCAUCAAUAUUCUGAAUACUGCUGAGUAUUGGACCGACUUGAUGGAUGCCGUUGACGAGAAGGACAAGGGAUGGAAUACUACUCUUACCGACUACUGGGGUCGCGCUUUGUCGUACCAACUCGUUAAUGCCUCCGAGGGAGGUCCUGCUUAUACCUUCUCAUCCAUUGCGGACACACCUAACUUCAAAGAUGCCGACACGCCUUUCCCUAUCCUGGUUGCUGAUGCCCGCGCCCCUGGUCAGCUUGUGGUCUCCCUCAACGCGACCGUAUAUGAGUUCAAUCCUUUCGAAUUCGGCACCUGGGAUCCCACGACAUACGGAUUUGCACCUAUCGAGUAUCUCGCAUCAAACUUCACAAACGGAAAAAUCGAGUCCAAGGGCGAAUGCGUACGUGGUUUUGAUCAAAUCGGCUUUGUCAUGGGCACAUCGUCUUCGCUGUUCAACCAAUUUCUUCUCAACAACGUCACCAAAGUUGGCGAAGAGAACGACAUUCCUAAGAUUGUAGUCAAGGCAAUUGAAGGGGUCUUGAUUGGUUUGGACAAGGAUGACGAGGACAUUGCUCAAUACACACCCAACCCCUUCUAUGGCUGGAACCCCACCAGCAAGAGCCGCAACUACAAGGAGCAUCAGUUGACAUUGGUUGAUGGCGGAGAGGAUCUGCAGAACAUUCCACUCCAUCCUCUGAUUCAACCCAUUCGUGGCGUCGAUAUCAUUUUUGCUAUUGAUUCUUCAGCGGAUACAGACAACAACUGGCCAAACGGCACUGCUCUCCGUGCCACGUACGAACGAGUUGGCUCCGCCAUCGGUAACGGUACCGAGUUUCCCUCUAUUCCUUCAGCCGAGACUUUUAUCAACGAGCGCUUGAACCAACGGCCUACUCUCUUCGGCUGCGACGCAAACAACUUUACACUCUCUGAAGGCCAGUCGCCACCGCCGCUCAUCUUCUAUAUUCCCAACGCACCCUACACUGCGCACAGCAACGUCUCAACAUUCGACAUGUCCUACUCCAUCGCAGAGCGUGACAACAUCAUCCUCAAUGCGUUGAACGGUGCCACUCAAGGAAACGGUACCAUUGAUAAGGAGUGGCCCACUUGCGUCGCUUGUGCUGUUAUGAGCAGGAGUUGGUGGAAGGCGAACGAAGUCGUCCCUGAUGCGUGCAAGACUUGCUUUGACCGGUACUGUUGGGAUGGAAAGUCUAACAACACUGCGGUGAAGAGCUACGAGCCUAAGUAUAUCAUUGGAGGGGAGGCUGCUGAGGCGGAAGAUAAUGCGGCUGGCGGCGUACUUAAGCCCAGCUGGUUUGUGUCCGCUGGUGUUGGAAUCGGCUUGUUGUUUGCCCUUUUGUAA
Messenger RNA from Fusarium sp. VM40, 1956 nucleotides. NCBI's taxonomy places the organism in Eukaryota, Fungi, Ascomycota, Sordariomycetes, Hypocreales, Nectriaceae. The record is from the annotation of a GenBank genome assembly.